Amyelois transitella is the source of this 1185-nucleotide messenger RNA. RefSeq lists its product as uncharacterized. The transcript is spliced from 8 exons. The record is from RefSeq and is a predicted model, not a curated record. NCBI's taxonomy places the organism in Eukaryota, Metazoa, Arthropoda, Insecta, Lepidoptera, Pyralidae. The coding region runs from base 32 to 1051 and encodes 339 amino acids.
CGUUUGUUCCAAAGAUCUCAAGUCGUGCAAGAUGAAGUUCCAGGUCAUUGGUUUUCUGGUGGUUGCUGUGACGUCAGCGUCAGCUCUUGGCUCCGGUCCCUAUCUGCCCAGCGGCUGGCGCCCUGAUGGACCUGCGUUCUUCUUGCCUGGCGAAGUUCAAGCUAAGACACCCGAUAAUCCUCUUAGAGACACUCUUUUCCAAGAAGCCGAGGCUGCCGGCUCAAGUUUCCUUCGAGAAUACGGCCCUCCGAAGAUCCAAGAGGUUUCACAAGAUAUAACUCAACAGGGGUUACCUGACGUGGCUACAGAACAAUCUUUCGUUGUUAUUGAAGCUAAAUUCAAUAAGGAUGUGGUCAAUGAAGACAUUAAAGACGCUGAAGGUGUAACAGAGAGAGAAGCUAUUGUUGUAACUGAAGCUGUUGCAGAACAGAGCACAACGGCUGGUGAUGUGGUUACAAGUGAGGCUCAGGUUUCUGUAGAAGAAGGAACCACAGAACAAUCGAAUGAAAAGGAGUUAAUACAAGGGAGAGCUGUUAAUUUGGAAGUCGAAGCUUCCAUUGCAGAAACAACAGACAUUACAGCUUCAGUUGUUACUGAAAGUGGUGUCAGCGAAAGCGAACAAAACGCCAACAUUGAACUAAAGAGUACAGUCGAAGAAAAUUUGCAACAGACUGAUUUAAUUCAACAAGAGAUGGUAAACAAUGAAGCACAAAGUGUUGCUGAAGUGUUGACAGGUAAAAAUGUGGAACAGAAGAUUGUAGAGGAAGUCAAGAAUGUUGCACAAGAAAUUGUUAAGAUUGAAAGCGAAAUUGUUCAGGAAGCAAAUGUUGAAGGGUCGGGAGUUAAGAGCAUACUGACAACUGGUUCCCUGGAGCAAGUUCCUGAGGGUUUUCUGGAGUACGGUCCACCCGGCUUCAGGGAAUAUGGCCCGCCUAAAGGAGACGAGCUGAAGACAGCUAUUCAGGAGAAGACAGAGUCUCAGCGGAUUGAUAACAACGAAACCAGAAGAAGACGUUAUUCCCCAAAAUUUAGGUCUGCCCGGAAACAUUAGAGCCACAGAAUUCAAAGAUUUCUAGGGCAAAAUCAAAACGUCAAAUAUAACCUGAAACGUGCAAUGUACAAAAAAUUAUGUUAAUGAAUACCAGUAUGUGUACCUAUUGUAGAAAUAAUUUUAAUAAAGGAACC